This is a messenger RNA of Scophthalmus maximus (turbot), 3851 nucleotides long. It is a transcript of the gene shisa6b, whose product is annotated as protein shisa-6. Gene Ontology annotation, biological process: regulation of AMPA receptor activity; regulation of short-term neuronal synaptic plasticity. Bases 550 to 2607 code for a protein of 685 amino acids. The record is from RefSeq and is a predicted model, not a curated record. The transcript has 10 exons. NCBI's taxonomy places the organism in Eukaryota, Metazoa, Chordata, Actinopteri, Pleuronectiformes, Scophthalmidae. Gene Ontology annotation, cellular component: AMPA glutamate receptor complex; postsynaptic membrane; dendritic spine membrane.
AGAGAGAGUGUGUGUGUUCGGAGCGCUGAUAUUCUGCUCACUUUCGGAGACCCAGACAGAGAGCGACUCCCCAGCGGGUAUCCUCGCAGAGCCGAACUUUGACGCCGGCAGAAGCGGACUCGGUCUCCAGCAAUCAGCACCUCGGACAGCGACGCGCCGCCGAGCGCCUCCACGCGCGAGCUCAGCCGCGGGAGGAGCGCACGGGGGCCCCCGCGCUUCCAUCAGCUCGCCGGCGCCGCGUCGGGACAUGGUGCCCCGCUGCCUCCGCCGCCCGCCGCCUCGCCACGGGCUGUAGCUCGCCCGAGACUACCGACAGCAGACACGUUGCCCCCCCCCCCCCCCCCCCCCCCCCCCCCCCCCCCCCGCCACUGGGCAACAGUUGACGACGAGUUUGCGUCCAGCAUGACGGCGGCGCAGGAGACCGAGCAAGCAGCGGAAGACUCGGCGGCGAAACUUGCACCACUCGACUGAGCCUCCGCGCGUUCGGCCACACUCUGGUGUCUCCACCGAAACGCGCGAGGGUCGCCGCGCAGAGCUCGCCACGCCACCAUGGGGAUGAGGCACCUGCUGCUGCUGCUCGUGUACCUGGACCCGCCGAGCGUGUCGAGCGCCGCCGCGGGCGGCAAACGACCAAAGCCGGGGCCCCGCACGGGGGCCAGGGCCACCGCGGCGCCCACGCUCGCCCCGCCGCGGAAGACGCCGGCGCCCGUCAGCAGCCACGACACCUGCCUGGGCUACUACGACGUGAGCGGCCAGUAUGACAAGCUGUUCGAGUGCAACAACACCGACCACCGGUACUGCUGCGGGACGUGCUACCUGCGCUUCUGCUGCGAGUACAAGAAGGACCGGCUGGAGCAGAAAGCCUGCAAGAACUACCAAACGCCCGUGUGGGUGCAGACGGCCGCCCCGUCGCCCGUCCCGACCGGCGAGACGUACGACCCGAGCAUGGAUCAGACCAGCACGGCGGUGUACAUCACCUGCGGCGUCAUAGCCUUCAUCAUAGUGCUGGGGGUGUCGGUCAAAGUGGCGUACGACAAAGCCACAGAGCCGCCCCAGGAAAUGAAUAUACACAGGGCCCUUGCAGACAUCCUGAGGCAGCAGGGGCCCAUCCCCAUAUCGCAAUACGACUGUGAGAAUUUCGCAGCGAUGAACGGCUCGCCCAAGGACAACACGCCAGUCAGAACCUCGUCCAAGAACCACUACACCCCGGUGCACGCCUCCAAAUCCAACCACGGACUCCACUAUGGAAAGGAGAGCAUCCGGAGCAGUGGAGGCGCUGACCUUCACAACUUCAUCUCCUCGGGCUUCGUGACAUUAGGUCGGGGCCAUCAGAAAGGAGAAAAACAUUGGCCGGUCCGCUCCCAGAGUCACCAUGGUCCCCAUCAGCACAACUAUAACCAUGUGGCUCUAGGUAGCCCCACACGCACACCUAAGAAUGCUCACCGAUCACUGAGACGUGAAAACAAUCGGAUAAGCGGCAUCCUGACCUCGCAGACGGAGCCCUACGACCUGUCUUUCUCUCGCUCCUUCCAGAGCCUGUCACACCUGCCGCCCUCCUACGAGGCGGCCGUCAAAGCCGACCUCAGCCGAUUCUCGUCGCUGAAGAAACUCACAGCAGAUAAAGAAGUCGAUGACUACUACACGCGUAAGCGACACCUGCCCGACCUUGCAGCGAGAGGCACUCUCCCGUUGCAUGUUCUCAAAAUGACUCAAGAGCAGCACCGGGAGCAGCAGCAGCAGCAGCAGCUCCAGAGCCAGCCCCCGCAGUCCUCCAUCUCCCAGGCCCCUCAGCAGUCGCAGUCUUCACAGCAGCAGGCUCAGCAAAGGCAAAGGCCCCGUCGCGUCCAGAGGGCCAUGUCCCAGGACCGCGUGCUGUCUCCGCAGAGGGCCCCGCAGGAGGAGUACAGCAUGUCUUCGAAUGGCAUGUCCCCAUAUGGAGGCAGGAUCCUCUCUGACGAGCAGCUCCUGUCCGCCGAACGCCUCCGUUCCCAGGAGCGCCUGCUGCCACAGGACCGCCACACCUCCCAGGACCGCUUGUACACCAAGGACCGCGUGUACACUAAGGACCGACUCCUGUCACAGGACCACCUGUACUCAAAAGACCGCCACUACUCUCAAGACCGCCUCUACUCACAAGAUCGCCUGUACUCACAAGACCGCCUCCUGUCCCAGGAUCCCCUGCUCUCGCCGGACAAGCUGAUGAUGUCCCUGAAGCGCGGCAUGGUCGGCAGCAUGUCCGGCGGGUUCCGCGGCAGCGACGUGUCAAUGUCCCGCGCAAUCUCGCACACGGACGUGUUCAUACCCACCACCCCUCUCAUGGAUCGUUACAAGAUGACCAAAAUGCACUCCCAUCCCAGUGCCUCUAACAAUGGUGGUGGCGGCGGCAGUGGCGGGCCACAGGGAACAGGAGGCAACGGGCACUCCAACACUUUAGCCAUGAACCAGACAGUCUCCAAGAGGCAGGCAUUUGCCUCCAGACGGACUCACACUGUGGAGCAGCUCCACUACAUCCCUCAGCAUCACCAGCAGCAGCAGCAGCAGCAGCAGCAGCAGCAGCAGCAGCCACAGCACUACCGCACAGGCAGCAAGACUGAGGUGACUGUGUAACGGCAGCCAGGGAAUAGUUGAACUGGACGGGGAGAAGCACUGUUGUGUGCCAGGGGGCGUUGGUCGGAUUGAGGUAUGCGGGUACACGAGUAGGAUGACGAUAAUUCACUUUCUUUGACUGAGGUUCCUGCAAGAGAUUCCACGACCAAGAACGUUCACUAUCUUACUGUGAGAGACCGGGAAAACUAUCUUCACUGUACACUGCAGACAGGUGCCCAGCUAGAUCUGAAGCCAGAGAGGGUUGUGUAUAUGGGGAGGGGUGGUAUUAUCCAGCUAACUUGCCUACUAUUAAUUCCACUGUCACGAUUUACCCUAUUCAUCCACAGGUUACAUCCUCAUUCUGUGUAUGUUUGAGUGAGGAGACACUAAUCACGUCUGUUUCCGCCUCGGCCGCCCCCCUUUGUCCAACAAAUCUAUUUUGUGACCUUCUCUGGCAAAUCUCAAAGGGCUUUGCAUGGUUAAAGAAAAAAGACCGAUUCCGCCGUGACUUCUGUUGUGCAACACAACGUCACCACAGGUGAUGAACAAGGAUGAGCCUGUAAUCACUUUAUAAAUAUAUAAAUAAAUGGAUUUGAAAAAGGAAAAAAAAGCUACCCAACCAUCUGUACGCCCUGUCCUUCUCAUAGCUCUAGAGAAUCUCGACGAGAGAAAAGUUGAAAUGGAUGUUUUCAGCACUUCUUUUUUUGGUGCCUCUGACGAAUAUUCCAUUUCCAAAAAUGAAGUGGUUUUGUGGGUUACAAAGCACAAUCAAUAAAAAUAAAAAAAAUUCUGUUCUGUUAUUGGGUUUUUUUGAGUUUGAAUAGUUGAUGGCUAGCUUGUUUUGUUUUGAAAGCAAUGGCGGGUUUUAUUUUUUUUGCUUCCAGUAGACGAUUGUAAAUAAGCUAUUUUAGAAGCCGUAUUAUGGACAAGUCAGUACUGGAUGGACUUUGUAUUAGACUAUCUGUUUUAAAUAGAUUCUUAAAAAAACCAACUAUAAAUCAUCACUGUUUCGUGAGUACAGAAUAGAAAAUCCACUUAACCAAGUAUUUGACAGGAUCAAUUAAUACUAUACUGUGUGUGUCUUUGCGAAACUGUUUGUAGAACGAAAAAGUGAACGAAUGUGUUGUUGAUAACAGAUAUACCACUGUUCAUUGGAUGUAGACUGUGUUCCAUUGACAUCGGAGGAGUUGAACAUCAUGGAAAUGGAUUAUAAUUCUUGUCAAAGUAGGGUCAAAUAAACCAUCCAUAUUUUUCUAAACAUUCAA